Messenger RNA from Penicillium paradoxum, 2196 nucleotides. RefSeq lists its product as uncharacterized. Gene Ontology annotation, biological process: DNA-templated transcription; regulation of DNA-templated transcription. The record is from RefSeq and is a predicted model, not a curated record. The transcript has 9 exons. NCBI's taxonomy places the organism in Eukaryota, Fungi, Ascomycota, Eurotiomycetes, Eurotiales, Aspergillaceae. The coding region runs from base 1 to 2196 and encodes 731 amino acids. Gene Ontology annotation, molecular function: DNA binding; zinc ion binding; DNA-binding transcription factor activity, RNA polymerase II-specific.
AUGGCCGAUACUAUUCACGAUUAUAACGCGCUUGCCUCGACGGCACCUCGGCCGGUUCGCAAGAAGUUUGCCAAACCGCCAGUUAAGGUAGCUUGUCUACCCUGCCGGGCUUCGAGAACACGAUGUGGCGGCCAGAUGCCAUGCGCGAACUGUGUCAACAAAGACAAAGAAUGUUCUUAUUUGCCCAGCAAACGAGGCGGGCCACGCAAAAAGAAGGAAAAGCCCUCACCGUCCCCAGAAGAGGAAUCGACGCAAGAUGAAGCUGCUCCAUACACUGCUGUGCCCUCACCUCCAGAGUUCGAUGAAGGUGGGUUGUUCGCGAUCACGCUAAGAAAGCGACGUACUUACCGAGGCUUAGUACCGGGGAUGUUCAACCAAAUCGAUGAGCUUUCCUUGCCUGGCGCUGGUUUGAGACACCUAGACUUCCAAUCCGACGUUCCAUCUAUGUUCCAAGGCUUCUUCACCGGCGAUGGGGGCCAGUCACAUAUGCAAGUGCCCCCAGUACCGCCGUCAUUGAAUAGCGCCCAGUGUUUUGUAAGGACAUAUGGAAGUGAGCCCGAAAUUUUGAACGCCUACUAUGACUUUAUUCACAACUAUUUCCCCAUUCUUCCGCCUCGGGCAUCUCCACCAUGUCGGGAUAUGCCAUUGAACUGCACCGUCCCAUGUUCAAAUACAUCGGAACCUAUGAUGAUGUACCGGCCUCGUUCACCUUUAAGUCUUGCAAUAUCCGCAAUUCUAGCUUUGAUCCCGCAUCCAAAUGACUUGGACCCGUCAUCUCCAACGUCUAUACUUCAGCGCAGAGCAUAUGCUCAGACUUUCGCCAAACUCGCCCAUUCAACCGUCGAAGCGGAAUGUGAUCUUGAUUUGUCGUCAACGGACCCCGGUCAAGCAUUGGCCUCUGCACGACCUUUCGUUGGACGGGAACGAUUCCACUCCCAUGCUCCGGUAGAUAAUGAAAGCCUCUUGGCUCUUCUGGUACUUUCAGUUUAUGAGUAUUCGCAGCGUGGCAAUUUGCUCAAGAUGCGAUAUCGUGCCGGUCAGGCUCUUGCAAUUGCUUUGGAUAAGUCACUUCAUGCCCAAGUAGGGAAUGAUGAAUUUUCGGAGGCUCGGCGGAGAGCUUGGUGGAUGACGUAUUACUGUGUGAUUCAAGGAUCUAUCGUUAGUACGACGAUGCCUGCUAUCGUCAUUAAUGACCCUCAGUUCACGACUCCCUAUCCAUCGUUUUCAUCAGAUACCGAGGGUUGGUCUAUAUUGAUCCAAGCCCAACAGGUACUUGUAUCUGCGACCCAGUUUAUUGGCGACCUGGGCAAGUGCCUUUCCUCUCAAUCGGGGAUGUACUAUAUGUUUGAACGAAUGCAACAGCUCGACGCAUGGAUCAACUCUGUGAUUGCACAAGCCGAUCUCCUCCCACUCGUGCCCCAGACAUCAGAUUUCGGCGAUCACAACGAAUCCAUCACAGCUCAAACGAUACGCGCAAUAUCCCGAAUCAAACUAUCCAGUGCACAAAUCAAAACGCACCGCUUCCGAGCAUUCUCUGAUAUCCCAAUCUUCAUCAAAAAACACUGCGACCUAACAGCAGCAACCCAAAACAGCGUCUCCACAACCAGCAACCCAAAGCCUCCAGGCAUGCAAAGCAUCACCUGCUCCUGUUCCAGCUCAAACCUAACCUCCUUCGAACGAGCCGCCUCAUCCGAAUACCUGACUCCACCCGAUUCCACCACUUCCCCAGAUAUCCACCCAGAUAUCCACACAUACGGCCCGCAAUACUCGCAGUAUCCAUUCGCAUCUGGGUUCCCAUAUACCACGCAGCAAUCCGCCAAAGUCUGUCUCCGGGCCGCACUCGUUAUCUCCCGCUUGUUCAAUGGCCUGCCUGUUCCACAGCCUCUGACACAUCCCCAACGACAGCCUCGCGCCUUACCUCGCACGAUGCCUUCGUUCGCAUGCUGCCUCAUGCAAAGUAGCUAUGCCAUGUUCAUGAUAUACUACAAGGCGCGCGUGGCGAAGCAGCUUUCGCCUGAGUCAAUGGAAGAUGAGCGUGGCGGAAGUUCAACGGACCAGCUCAUUGAGGAAUUACGACAGGGCUUAGAGCGGAUCAUCGCCGCGGUAUCGAAUUAUUCGCUUGCAUUUGAGGCUCUGGAUGGGAUGAGAGAUGAAAUCGAAGGUGCAUAUAAAACGGCGUUCUCACUAGCGGUUUAG